This is a messenger RNA of Camelina sativa (false flax), 2363 nucleotides long. Lineage: Eukaryota; Viridiplantae; Streptophyta; Magnoliopsida; Brassicales; Brassicaceae. The record is from RefSeq and is a predicted model, not a curated record.
GCUUUUCCCUCGAAAAGACAGACCACUUUCAGUUCCUUGCUUACUUGUAAUUGUAUUGUUGUGGCGGCUAGGCCUAUUCAACCGUAAUAUAUUUAUCACACUUGUCGGUAAUUUGUCUAUUUUUCAAUGAGAAAAAAGCUCAAAAUAUGGUUAUGUUAUGGGUUAGGAUUAAGAUUAGAUGAUGUUGGUGAAUUCAAAACUUAUGAAUUAUUUAUUAUUACUCUCCUCUGGGUAUCGAGUAUCGACACUUUCCGGUUUGCUUGGGCUACUUCCGCAUCGGUUUGAUUGAGAUACUGUCUGAGUAUCCUCAUUUUUAUAUACAUCCUCUUAUUAAAAUCGAGAAAUUUAUAUGGUUGUUGGUGGAUUUGAAAUUGGAAGGAACACCGGAAAGUGCGUCUUCGAUGGAUAGAUAAAAAAAAAAAAAGGUGUCUGCUUUUUGUUCAGUUGUGUUUUGCUUCUUUCUUUUAGUUUGAACAAAAUUAGUACUGCCGGUCUCACUGUUACUAGCCGAGCACGAGCUAGCUGGCUGACCAGAAUGGUUGCGAGUUGACAAAGGCAUUACCCGUUGUUGCCUUUAUAACUGAAAGAAAACAUCGAUGGGAGGUCAAAGCUCAAAGAUUGUUACAUGUUGUUGGAAUUCAUCUCACAAGACUGCUGCUCUUGAAGCUCCAUAUGUUGAAAACGAAGAGAUUGAUAGUGAGGUAACAGAUGUGCCGUCUUUUAGUGAAUACACACUAGAAGAGCUUAAGAUCGCCACCUCUGGUUUCGCUUUGGAGAAUGUUGUAUCUGAACAUGGAGAAACAGCUCCAAAUGUUGUCUAUCAAGGGAAACUGGUGACUCAUAAGAAGAUUGCUAUCAAGCGCUUUUCUGGAACUUCCUGGCCUGAUCCACGCCAUUUCCUGGAAGAAGCAAUAUCGGUUGGUCAGCUACGCAGCAAAAGAAUGGCCAAUUUACUCGGCUAUUGUUGUGAAGGCGGUGAGAGGUUACUUGUGGCUGAGUUUAUGCCUAAUGAGACACUAGCCAAACACCUUUUCCACUGUAAAAGAAAAAAUUCAUUUGAUCAGUUUUCUUUUAAUGCUCUUUUUAGAUUGUUUGCCUUUGUAUUUGCAUUAUCACUUUUAACAUCUACCACCAGGGGAUNUGCUUCAUCUCUCUGCCUUAGAGUUCCUGAAGUCUGGAAAGCUCUUGAAUACUGUAGUAACAAAGGACACACGCUAUAUCAUGAUUUCAAUGCUUACAGAGUUUUGUUUGACGAGGAAUGCAAUCCGAGACUUUCAACCUUUGGGUUAAUGAAGAAUCGUCGGGAUGGUAAAAGUUAUACCACAAAUCUUGCUUUCACCCCUCCUGAGUAUCUACGAACUGGGAGAAUCACAGCAGAGAGUGUAAUCUACAGCUUUGGCACUCUUCUGCUUGAUCUUCUCACCGGAAAGCAUAUUCCUCCUAGCCAUGCCCUUGAUUUGAUUCGAGACAGAGACCUUCAGACUCUAACUGAUUCCUGCUUGGAGGGAGAAUUUUCCGACAGUGAUGGCAUGGAGUUAGUACGCCUGGCAUCUCGCUGUCUUCAGCAUGAAACUCGUGAGCGACCAAGCAUAAAAUCGUUGGUCACUGCGCUGAUAUCUCUCCAGAAAUACACAGAGGUUCCGUCUUAUGUUCUAAUGGGUAUGCCUCAGAGUGGUACUUUUGCGUUACCUCCGUCCCCUUUUGCUGAGGCUUGUUCGAGACAAGACCUGACUGCUAUGCUCGAGUUCUUGGAUAAAAUUGGAUACAAAGACGAUGAAGAUCUUUCGUUUCUGUGGACGGAGCAGAUGCAAGAGGCUAUAAACUCGAAGAAAAAAGGCGACAUUGCAUUCAGAAGGAAAGACUUUAGUGAAGCCAUUGAGUUUUACACGCAGUUUCUUGAUUUGGGAAUGAGCUCUGCAACAGUCUUUGUGCGGCGCAGUCUAAGUUACCUGAUGAGUAACAUGGCGAAAGAAGCUUUAGAUGAUGCAAUGAAGGCUCAAGGCAUUUCUCCUGUGUGGUACGUUGCAUUGUAUCUGCAGUCUGUUGCUCUUGCCAGCCUGGGGAUGGAGAAGGAAUCUCAAAUCGCACUAACUGAAGGAUCCAACCUUGAAGCCAAAAAGAUUUCAGCUUCCACACAGAACUAAAGACAUUGGGUUUUGUAAAAGAUGAAGAAGCUAUCAUUCAAUGAAGGGAAACAAUCGAAAGGUAAUCUGUUGUCCCAUUUGAAGCUAAGAAGGUUUAGGUGUUGGUUAUACUAUCUAAAACUUAAACAAGGCAGACGCUAAUCCAUUGUUUUCAGUUGGUACAUAAGACCUUGGGAUGUAUGGACACCAAGAGAAUAUUAUACAAACUCCAUUAACAAA